GAUAUUGCUGUUGCUGCAAUAUGUUCAGUUGGUAAAUGUGGGGGAGCACGAGCUGAAGCCAAAGAUUUAGGGCCGAAAUGCAUCCAGUUUUUGUCUCAGAUGCCUCUCCUACAUGGAAAUAAAUUGCUAUUUAUAAAAUACCUUCCCUCUCCUUGUUCGGCCGAGGGCCCUUCCCGAGUCGUUGGACGAAAUUCAAUUGUCGCUAUUGUAUUAUGGCGAAUAGCAGGAAUACUUGGAAUGCCCGAUCGUAGACCACCUUCAAUUCAAAGUAUUUCAUCCAGAUGA
This is a messenger RNA of Funneliformis mosseae, 285 nucleotides long. NCBI's taxonomy places the organism in Eukaryota, Fungi, Glomeromycota, Glomeromycetes, Glomerales, Glomeraceae. The record is from the annotation of a GenBank genome assembly.